This is a messenger RNA of Colletes gigas, 2059 nucleotides long. RefSeq lists its product as uncharacterized. Bases 178 to 1074 code for a protein of 298 amino acids. The record is from RefSeq and is a predicted model, not a curated record. NCBI's taxonomy places the organism in Eukaryota, Metazoa, Arthropoda, Insecta, Hymenoptera, Colletidae. The transcript is spliced from 3 exons.
AGUAGGUGUUAGGAACGAGGGACAACAAAGAGGAAGGGAUGGAGUCCGAAAGGAGUGGGAAAUAAACGGGCGUUGCAAGGUUGCAACGUCUGUGGGAGUCGUGCCGCUACUUCCGAAGAAUUAGCAUCUGAAAGGAUAUCGUGUAAGUUCAGAUAACGAAAAAGCAAACCCGAUAAGAUGUCAAGACCAAUCCUUAGCAGGCCGCGUACGCGUGUAUACGGAUGCAACUACGAUAAAGGAGAAUCGUAUUAUAAACCGAUGGUCGAUCACUUAGAUCGGAAGUACAGUUCUCGACCGCUCUUCUCCGAACCAAGAACUUCAAUAGCCGACGAGAUCGCGGCCCGUCGAAGCGACAUCGGCACGCGUGACCUCUCCGGUCCUCGCAACAGUUCCCUUGGACGUGACCUUGACCCUGAAAUAGAUCCUUUAAUCCGCGGCCCCCAAUUACCAGUGCCUUCCCUGGCCACCGACAGCCUAUUUCCUGAAAACGAGGAGAUCGUCUACGACAGCCGUGGCCAACGCAGUCGACGUCGAUUCGCCGAACAUUUUGCUAACGACAUCGUCGCAACGACGCAACCGAUCAAAGCGAAAUUAGCCUCGCUCGGACUACAAGACGAACUCGACACCGUAUUGGGAAAAUCACGACGCCUACGGCAGGAACAAGAUUUUCUAGAAAACUCUCUGAACGUCAAAAGAGACAUGCAAGAUAUUAAAUCAACGAUCGAGGAUGCGGACACUGCUUUCAAAAGACGCUCCAAGCUUUUCGACGAAAUCGAACAGAUGACCGAGAACAAACCGAUACUUAAAUGGUCGAAAUUGAUCAACGACGAUGAUAAUUUGCUGGCUAGUUCCGCUGCGACCAGAGCCAAACAAACGAAAGCUCGUUUGAACGAUCUUGAGUCCGAAAUGGAAGAACUUUCCGAAAGGCAAGCGACCAGAGAACGCAGAGCAGCCGCGCUUAGAGCACUGAUCAACGAAAAUAUUUCCCAAUCUGAAAAUUCUAUUCAAAACCAGUCUGUUGUUAGUAAAAAGGUGUCUAUUCGCGAACGUUCUGAGAAACACGUUGCAUUCUAAACCUUUGUAUCGAUUUUAUCUAGGUGAACAAUUUAUGCUCGAAGAGGUAUAACGAACGCUCAUAUUUUUUUCACACGACUCUAGUUUUCGCCAACGUUAUACUAUUUUAAUUAUAGUAUUUCUAUUAUUUCGUUAACUCGUACGUUUAGUUUGGCUAAAUUCGGUAUCGUUCGAUAUUUCUACAUACGUUGUUUCAAUGUCUGACCAGUCUUUUGUCGUUGUUCAUAGAAAAGCAGAGAUAUUAUUAUAUCACAUUUACGAUACAGAUGUUUGUGCAAAAUUGUUUUACGUGACAGAAAUACAUUAGCAGUACUUUAAAAGUAUCAUUUAAUUUUAAUUAUCGAUUAUUUUAUGUCCAGAAGUAUUUCAAAUAUCUUACUGUAAAAGUAUAAAAAAAUAUAGUAGUAUAAAGUAUUACCAAAGAAAAGACAAUUUUAAAGACUACUAACAUUUAUUUCUUAAGUAAAUACUAAAUACUAAAUCGUUUUAUUUCAUUGAAAGUAUCCAACAAAACAGAAGAAAAAAAACAAAAAAAAAAUUAAUUCUUAAUGCAUUUUUUGAAAUUCAGUACUUUUUACCAUUUCUUUCCAACACAAUAAAUAAUUUAUGUUCCAUUUCUGAGAAGAAAUGCGAAAAUCGAAAACUAAUUUUUAAAAGAGAAGAAACCAAUGUUAAAAUUGACAUAUAUUUCCAAAUUUUGUAUAAUACAAUAGUUUGUAACGUAUUUAAAAAAAAAACCGAACGUAAGUUGUUCUUAAUACAUUGUUAAAAUUCUAACAUAUUGAAUAAGUACAUGCAUUACCGAUGUGAAAUUACACAAAAAAUUACUGUUUUCAUCGUGCUCUUUAUCGGCAAGAUUACAACAACAGCUAAGUGUUAGUUAACAUAUUAAGGAAAAUAUGCACCGAAAAGAAAUAUGUUCCCAUAGUUGUAUGUAUGUAUUUUUGUUCAUUCAUAUUUACAAAUAAAUGUUGCUUUUAAUGUA